This is a messenger RNA of Photinus pyralis (common eastern firefly), 2349 nucleotides long. Its product is annotated as mucin-2-like. Gene Ontology annotation, molecular function: chitin binding. Lineage: Eukaryota; Metazoa; Arthropoda; Insecta; Coleoptera; Lampyridae. Bases 1 to 2349 code for a protein of 782 amino acids. The record is from RefSeq and is a predicted model, not a curated record. Gene Ontology annotation, cellular component: extracellular region. The transcript is spliced from 3 exons.
AUGAGGAAGAAAUUAAGAAAGAAAAUCAGCAUCGAUCGUCCAACAACGACACCACCGGGACCAACAACUGCAACGCCAGGUCCAACAACCACACCACCGGGACCAACAACUGCAACGCCAGGUCCAACAACCACACCACCGGGACCAACAACUGCAACUCCAGUUCCAACAACCACACCACCGGGACCAACAACUGCAACGCCAGUUCCAACAACCACACCACCGGGACCAACAACUGCAACGCCAGUUCCAACAACCACACCACCAGGACCAACAGCUACAACUCCAGUCCUAACAACCACAACACAUGGACCAACAACUGCAACGCCAGUUCCAACGACCACACCACCGGGACCAACAACUGCAACUCCAGUUCCAACAACCACACCAUCGGGACCAACAACUACAACUCCAGUCCUAACAACCACAACACAGGGACCAACAACUGCAACGCCAGGUCCAACAACCACACCACCCGGACCAACAACUGCAACGCCAGUUCCAACAACCACACCACCGGGACCAACAACUGCGCCGCCAGUUCCAACAACCACACCAACGGGACCAACAACUGCAACGCCAGGUCCAACAACCACACCACCGGGACCAACAACUGCAACUGCAGUCCUAACAACCACAACGCAGGGACCAACAACUGCAACGCCAGGUCCAGCAACCACACCACCGGGACCAACAACUGCAACGCCAGGUCCAACAACCACACCACCGGGACCAACAACUGCAAAUCCAGUCCUAACAACCACAACGCAGGGACCAACAACUGCAACGCCAGGUCCAACAACCACACCACCGGGACCAACAACUGCAACGCCGGGUCCAACAACCACACCAACGGGACCAACAACUACAACUCCAGUCCUAACAACCGCAACACAAGGACCAACAACUGCAACGGCAGUUCCAACAACUACUGCGAGAGCUUCCACAACGGAAGGUAUAGCGAUAACCACGCAAGGAGCAGUUAUCACACCACCUUCACAGACGACAGAACAUACAACAUCCCUGGCAAAUGAAACUACUACAACGGCAGAGAGUACGACUAUACGUGAAGUUCCAAUAACCCAUGGGAAUAUAACGAUGGAACUAGAAGAGUGUUCUACAGAAGAGUCCGAAUCCACGAUUGACUUAAAUGAGGCGACUACGGAAGUAAUUGGCUCAUCUGAGCAGGAGGAGUGCUCGAUUGAUAUAACGCAACCACAGUCGAAGGCUACAACAGUCUCUAAACAAGAACUUGUUUCAAGUACCAUUCUCACAUCUGAAGCAGAUUCAACUACACUUUCAGUAACAAAAAUAUCGCCCACCGAGACUGAAACGCAAACAGAUGAGAAAGAAGAGUGCUUUACUGAAGAAGCAGUGCAAAUAAGUUCUGAAAAACCUAUAACCGAAUCUGCUGAUUUAAUUUCCACUACUGAAAAUGAAUGUGAAACAGCGCCUUUGGAAGAUGCCGUAGGCAAGAGAUCCGACAGUUGCCACCCAGGGGAAGUGCUAACAAACUCUGCUUGUGACGUAUUGCAGAUUGUAAUAAAAAUGAAUCAAUCAGAAUUCACUAUGGAGCUUGGGGAGUCUUCCGUAAUAACUAUAAAUGCAAAUGAUAACGGUGGUGCGUGUACAGUUUCACCAACCGAUGACGGAAUGAUUCUGCACUGUCGGUCUAAUCAUAGCGAUAUAUCAAAUGAGCCGUCAAAUGAUUCCAGUGAUACUGAUUGGUUCGUUGAAAAAAGCAUUCGUGUGUCAAACAGAGAUGACGGCGGCCAGAAAAGAUUCAACUGUAGCAGCGAAGGUGUUUUUGGUGAUAGUAUCUUGUGCGAUGUGUAUUACAUAUGCGACGAAACCUUGCAAGAGAAGACCCAAAUUCAAUGCCCGGCUGGAGAGCGAUUUAGUCACAAUAUAAAAAGUUGUACAAGCGCGCCAGUGGUAUGUCCUGGGGAUCCGCCUUUGACAUGCAACAGUUCUGGAUAUAAGCCGCAUCCUCGAUAUGGCAAUAGAUAUUACCUAUGCAAUUGGAGUACUAUCCUUAAAUCUUACGUAGCUCGCCAAUUCUAUUGCCCAAAUGGUUAUGCAUUUGAUGUCACCAAAAACCAGUGUUAUCCAAUGGAGUUGGUACAAAGCAGCGCAAUUAUCGAACCUCAUUUUAAUGACGACAUUACAAAGUCGUGCUUAGUCGCAGGAAAAUUUCCUUAUAAGUAUAACUGUGAAAAUUACUACUACUGUAAAUCUCCGCAAGAAGGACCGCGGUUCUUAAGAUGCGAGAAUGGCAAAUCUUUUGAUAGAUCUCGUUCAAAGUGUAUUGAAAGGGAUCAUGUCGAUUGUCCUAUUGCUGACAUAUAG